CUGCUCGGGCGGCCCCGGGAUGGCGGCGUGAGGCGGCGGCUCCGCGCCAGACAGGAAGCCCAAAGCAAUUGCCUGGAGGCACUGGAAACUAGAGCUUCAAGAAGAGGUGACACAGACUGCCACAGAAGUCCAGCUGAUGGAACUUAAACCUGGAUCUAGCAAAAACGUGACGUGGUGUUUAUGCAGUGAUUUUUAGUGCUCAGUAUUUGGAGAACUUGGGAGGAAAAGAUUGCAAGAAACUUCAGGGAGGGAACAUUUCAGGAGGAUUAAGGUGGCUGCAGAUCAAUGAUUUGGUACAACUUUGUUGCAUUCAGUGCAAUCUGAACUAAAAAGUUGGGUGGUGGGGUUUAAUUACCUUCACAUUCAAAUAUUUGUUGUUAAAUCUUUUCUGUCUAUUCUUCCCCCUGGAAAAAAAGUUCUCCAAUACUUGUGCAGUGUGUUUACUCCAGAAACAUCUGAGCAAUUCACAAAGGCCAUGUUUUGGUAUGAAACAAGUAAUUGCUAUUCCCAGCUUAUAGAUGGGCAACAAGGCUUGGGACUAGACUUGCCCUUAAAGAUCCAAGUGAAUGACCUGCAUAAAACAGGACUAACAUGGGGAGCUUUAUUCCUGUGAUUGGCUUUAUCCCUAGUGCAGUGUAAAAUAACCCUUUGGUUCCUGAGCUGCAGUUUGGUUUUACUACCUGAAUUUGGGCUGCCCUUUCUCUACUGGAGAACACUCUCCUGCAGGAGCAGCAGCACAACCCACCUCUCCCAAUAAUCUGUUUGUGCUGCUGGGGAUGUUGGCCUGUAUUCUCUUAGUGCCAUUAAAAUAAAAUAAUUCCUGCUGCUCAGCACACGGCGAUGGCAGAGUCCUUCCUGCUGCUGACAGCAGAGCCCAGUCUGACCUCAGUGUUCUUCUGGAAGAGAACCAUGUGUGGUUUUCUCUUGGCUUUUCUGUGCAAUCCCUCAUUCUCCCUCCCUCUGCCAGGAAAUCCCUUCUCCUGCCAACAGGAGCCAGUGGAAUGUGCUGUUUGUUUACCUUCUCACUCCUUCAUCCUACUAACCUUCCCACCCCCAAGCUGUAAUCCUGACAGGCUGGGCUCAGCCCUUCAUCCUUCUGACAGAGCAGUGCCCCACUGAGUAUUUGCAGAUAAAGGGAUUGCUGCCAGGAGCCGUGCUGACCACACUCUCCUUGUGGGGGUGAGCCACGCCAUCCUGCAAGGCUGUCCUCUUGCCUUUCUGUGCCCUGGCUGGCAGCUGCUUCCUGCAGUGUUGCUGCCUGUCAUCAUAAAGAGCUAUAGGACAGCAGGGAAGAACAUGCUUCCCAGGCUCUUCCCUUUUCCAGCAUUCCCAGGCAUGGUUUUUCCCCUUUUUGGGGCAAUAAGGUAGAAGUACCCUCUUCUCAUGGGUUUACUGCACAAACUGAAGGGUAACUUCCAGUUAGUCCCUCCCAACCAUCUGUAAUUCUUGAAGAUGCUUGUGCUGCUUCAGAAGCAAAAACAAAUCCACACUCCUAGUGUAGGGUAGGUGGUUGCUAAAGGAAGGAGCAGGUUUUCUGGACUCAUAGUGUGCUGCCAUCCCUGCUUAGGAAAGCCCUUAAAGCUCAGUUUUUCCACAGGGUUUUAUAAUAAUCCAAGUGAGGAAAUCCUGUGUUUACAGCACUUAUGGAAAUUGCCAUUUUGAGCCUCUCCCCCCUUUGAUCUGUUCACAUACUUUGUCUUAUCUGACUUUAGCUGUUUGGCAAGGAUUAUAGAUCCUUAGGCAUGGACUGUCCUCCCCUUUGUUUUGAAGCCUGGACUCUACCAGGGCUUUCCUGGGUGGCUACAUCUGGAGUGCUGUGCUGUCCUGCUGGAAGACUUUAUUGUCUGUGCCUGGGAGGAAGCAGUUUGUGUGCUGAACAAUUCCUAGACAUUCCUACACUAGUGCUUCCUUAGCAUUUCUGUGGCACCCAGUACUUUAGCCCUCAGUUGCCUUUGUUUUUCCUCUCGCUCAGGUCUGGGGAUGGCCGUGGAUAAAAACGUGUAGGAAGGCUGUGGCAGCUUCUUUGCCUUUCAUUUCCCCUUCUCCCUUUCUGUUCCUGCCCUGUGCUAAAAGGGUCUCACCAUUGUUAGUCUGGGUAAAAGCCUCAGAAACAGAGCACACAGGAUACACUUCUACACCAGCAGUAGCUAAUCCUGCCCCCAGCUGAGUGGUUCAGAAAGCAGGAAACUUUCCACCAGCUCCAAGACACACCAGAAUUUAGUACUGGGAGGUCAAACAUCAGCCUAUGAUGCUUGGGAGUAAAUGAAGCUGUAUAAGAAUGUCAGUUGAUUUUUUUUUGCUGUAUUUCUCUGACAGUCUGACAUUUUGCCCUCCCUACAGACAGGCUGCCUGCUGGAGGAGUUGCUGGAGACUGUUCUGGAGCAUAUCCUGCUGCUGCCACGAGACCCCAGCCAGCCACAAUGUACUGCCUGCAGUGGUUGCUCCCUGUCCUGCUCAUACCCAAGCCCCUCAACCCGGCCUUGUGGUUCAGUCACUCAAUGUUCAUGGGAUUCUACCUGCUCAGUUUUCUCCUGGAACGGAAACCUUGCACGAUUUGUGCCUUGGUCUUCCUGGCAGCUCUAUUCCUCAUCUGCUACAGUUGCUGGGGGAACUGCUUCUUGUAUCACUGCACAGGAUCCCAGUUGCCGGAGUCAGCUCACGAUCCCAGCAUAGUGGGCACCUAGAAAACCACAACCUUCCAGUCUGCUGAGGGCUCUUGUGUGGCUUUUAAAUAGGGGGUGGGGCUGGGGAGGAGGGGGGUGUUAGGUCUGGGACUGGAGUAAGGACAGCCUGUUUCCUGUAACUGUGCGUGGACUAGAGUGGCAAAUUCCUCCCACUCUGCCUGUGAAAUCCGACUCGUUUACUGUGUGAACUCUGGCAGCACCACCUGCUUUUUUAGAAGCAGAAGUCUUUUUUUCCUUCCCGUAUCACCGGGAACAGACACCAGCCCUCCCAACGAGAACUGCUGAAGGCCUGAGCCACCUGCCCUGCCCAGCUGGUGGCACUGGUGGAGCUGUGUGUCCCUGGUCUGCAUUAGGUGGUCUAACUCGGGGCUCUCAGCCCUCUGAUCCUGCUCGAGCAGCUACAAGGUUCUCUUUGUGGGGAGCCACCUUCCCACCUUGCCGAUCCAGGGCAAAUGUGACAGCUCACAGAUGUGCUUGGCCAAAAGCUGCUGAGGCCAGAGGCAGUUGAGCCACCUCCUCCUGCUCAGCCUGCCAAAGAGAUGUGUGCACUGCCCAAGUGCUUUCUGAACUCCAAAUGCUCCGAGAUGAUCCCAGCCUGAAAGCCUCAGUUAUGCUGCUGCUUUUAUAAAGCUCACAGGCAGCAGAGACUCUCUCUUCCCCUCCUCCUAGAUGUCCAGGGUUUACCAAGGUAUUGACUGUUGGGAUGAAGAACUGGUGUGCUGCAAGACACGGGGUUUUAGAAGCCAAUGUGAACUUCACCCUACAAAACCUGUGCUAGCCCAGAAGGCUGGGUGUGGGCAGGGCAGGAGAGGGUCCCGAGGUGGAGGCAUGGCUUGAAGCACUAAGUGCUGCAGCCAUUUUCAGUGAUAGUGUUUUGGGGCUAGAGGUGACAGAAGGUGCUGGUGCUACUGACUGGAGAAGUGCUGAGGCUGGAAAGACACCUGGUAUCCCCAGCUUCCCUGGCAGAAGGAUGUCAAGCAGCCAAAGUGGUGGUGGGUCAGGCCCAAAGCCUGGGGCAGAGGUUGGUUUGUGAGAAGCCUUAGAGGUUGACACAAAACACUUGUCUCUAAACUUUAAAGGUUUCCCUCCCCUUUGCCCUGUGUUUGUCCUUCCUUCAAUCUGCUGGAGAGCAGCAGAAGUGGCUGUUGCUGUCCUGAGGCAGUUCAAGCUAUGAGGUUGUGAAACUUCCAGAGUAUUGUUUGUUCAUUGCACAGCUGUUCAAAAUGUUUAAUAAAGCUUUAUAAACUUUGGUC
Messenger RNA from Myiozetetes cayanensis, 3937 nucleotides. RefSeq names its product BLCAP apoptosis inducing factor (gene BLCAP). The record is from RefSeq and is a predicted model, not a curated record. NCBI's taxonomy places the organism in Eukaryota, Metazoa, Chordata, Aves, Passeriformes, Tyrannidae. The transcript has 2 exons. The coding region runs from base 2421 to 2684 and encodes 87 amino acids.